Helicoverpa armigera (cotton bollworm) is the source of this 4986-nucleotide messenger RNA. It is a transcript of the gene eRF3, whose product is annotated as eukaryotic peptide chain release factor GTP-binding subunit ERF3A. Gene Ontology annotation, biological process: translation. Gene Ontology annotation, molecular function: GTPase activity; GTP binding; translation release factor activity. Gene Ontology annotation, cellular component: translation release factor complex. The record is from RefSeq and is a predicted model, not a curated record. NCBI's taxonomy places the organism in Eukaryota, Metazoa, Arthropoda, Insecta, Lepidoptera, Noctuidae. The transcript is spliced from 12 exons. Bases 195 to 2111 code for a protein of 638 amino acids.
AGUUACGAAGAUGAUAACUUUAUUUUGAUUUAAUGUGUCAAGUGAUUGUUUCUCUACUUAUUUGGCAAAUUGCCAUGAACUUCCGGUUUCAGAUAAAGACACACGCGGAUCUAUCGAGAAAAAAACGCGUUUAAUCAUAAAAAUAACUUGAAAAGAAAGACUUAUUUAAGAAAUUUACACUGUCUGUUACUAAAAUGUCCAAUAACGGUGCUCCGGACUCUUGGGAGAGUCAAGCCGAUUUCAUAAGUGAACAAGGCGCAAAAGAUUCGGACGAUGUGUCUGCUAAAUUUUCCACGUUGAACGUUAAUGCCGUGGAGUUCGUGCCUUCUUUUAUUAAGCCUUCACAGGCUACCGACGAUUCCGAAACCCCCACUACUCCACAAAAAUCUGAAAGUGGAUCAACAAAAUCUGUGGGAAGUCCUGUCUUAAACGGUUGCGGUGACGUUGGCGGUGAAAGCGGUGAUGGUGGAGCUGCGUCGGCUUCGCCCCGGGUGGAGGAGCCGCCUCCCGUGCCUCCCGCCGCUGGCAGCCCCGCGGCUUCGUCGGCGGCCUCAGGGACACCGGCUUCCGGCACUCCAGCCGAUGGAACCCCUGCCGUAGGAACCCCCGAUGCUCCCGCGCCUUCGGCUACUGCCGGCGCUAUACCGGUACCAACUGAUGUCUCCCCCACGGCUGACAGCUGGGAAGCUGAAGCUGAUGACGCUCUACUUACCCCUGAAGAAAACAACGAACCUGAAGAUGAAGAAAUUGAACAACAGGAGGACGGCGAAGCCACUAAGAAAAUCCCGAAGAAAAAGCCGCCACGUGUUGAAGACACUUGCAGCAAAAAAGAACACGUGAAUGUUGUAUUCAUAGGACACGUAGAUGCUGGGAAGUCUACUAUUGGUGGCCAAAUUAUGUCACUGACUGGAAUGGUGGACAAAAGGACACUUGAAAAGUACGAAAGAGAAGCGCGAGAGAAAUCCAGGGAGUCUUGGUAUUUAUCAUGGGCACUUGAUACCAAUCAAGAAGAACGUGACAAGGGUAAGACUGUUGAAGUUGGAAGAGCAUACUUUGAGACUGACAAGAAGCAUUUCACAAUCCUUGACGCUCCUGGGCAUAAAAGUUUUGUACCGAACAUGAUUGGUGGCGCAGCCCAGGCAGAUCUAGCUGUCCUGGUAAUCUCUGCUCGUAAAGGUGAAUUCGAAACGGGCUUUGAUAGAGGGGGUCAAACUCGAGAACACGCUAUGUUGGCAAAAACUGCAGGUGUCAAACAUUUAGUUGCACUUGUUAACAAGAUGGAUGACCCAACUGUGAACUGGGAUGAGAAAAGAUACAAUGAAUGUCGAGAUAAAAUCAUGCCUUACCUGAAAAAGUUGGGCUUUAAUCCAGCAAAGGAUUUGUCUUUCCUCCCGGUAUCAGGACAAACUGGACAAGGUUUACUUCAGAAAGUAACUGAAGAAAUCUGUCCAUGGUAUCGUGGUCCAUCCUUCAUUCAACUAAUUGAUGAACUUCCAUCACUCAAUCGCAAGAUGGAUGGCCCCUUCAUAAUGCCCGUAGUGGACAAAUACAAAGACAUGGGCACUGUACUCAUGGGGAAGGUGGAAGCAGGUGUUACUCGCAAGGGUGCUGCUCUAUUCCUUAUGCCAAAUAGGGUACAAGUCACUGUAGACCAGUUAUGGUCUGACGACAUUGAAGUGACAUCAAUUGGUCCUGGAGAAAAUGUAAAAGUCAAGCUCAAAGGAAUUGAGGAGGAAGAUGUGUCGCCUGGCUUCGUUCUUUGUGACACUGCCGAACCUAUCACUACUGGAAGGGUGUUCGACGCUCAAGUCGUGAUUCUUGAACACAAAUCUAUUAUCUGCGCUGGUUACUCAGCAGUUAUGCAUAUACAUUGCGCAGCAGAAGAAAUCACCGUAAAGGCGCUAAUCUGUCUGGUAGACAAAAAGACUGGCGAAAAGUCCAAGACGCGACCCCGCUUUGUGAAGCAAGAUCAAGUGGCUAUCAUGAGGAUAGAAUGCGCGGGAAUUAUAUGUUUAGAACCAUUCAAAAAAUUUGCUCAAAUGGGCAGGUUCACAUUAAGAGAUGAGAAUAAAACCAUCGCGAUUGGUAAAGUCCUGAAGGUGAUUGAGUAAAUUGGCACUACAAUUUGUAAUUUAGCUAGGAUAGGCCUUUCCAAACCUAUAUCAACAGAGAAUGCAUGUAAUAAUGUAAUCCUGAAUUUUGGGAUCUGUAUCCUGUGAGAGCUCGAGUGUAUUGCUUCAUCAUGAUCACUAAAUAAAUCAUUUCGCAUUUUCUCAAUAGCAUAGAACAGCUAGGUUUUAUGUAAUAUUAUUUAUGGCUGGUUGCAUCAGAUAACUAAAUGUUAAUAUUAAUAAUUGGAUAUUGUUUUCUCAGAAUCUUAUAUUUCUUAUUUAUUUGCAGACAGAAUUAAAUCAUUAAUCGUAAAACAACAAGAACCAGCCAUCUUUAAAAAAUACGCGAUCACUUUUACAAAUAUGUAACAUGUGUUUUAUGCAACCGGCUGUAAGUCUCAACCAUAAAGCAACACAACACUUACUGAAUUCGUCACGAUGCUCUUACGUUUGUUAAUGUUACUUAUCAUUCAAGUGAAUUUUACUUUAAUGUUUAAGCUCUAAUUUAUAACAGUGUCGUAGCCAAUUCUUGAAUGCGGCUUUUGAAAUUCCUACCCAUAAACGCGAACCUAACAGAGAUUUGUAGUGGUUAUUUUUUGCUCAUUCUAAAUAAAGAUAGCACUUUUGUCAAUACAAACACGUUACAAUUGCCUACGCGAUACCAUAUAAUGCUUAAAAUAGAAUUCGGCUGCGACAUGCAACAUCUUGUUGCAUAUUCUUACUGGUUGCAUAUUUACUUUUUAAAUAUACUGUCUUCUGACCUACCCGGAACAUAUUUUAGGAACGUAUUUAAUAUUUCAUAAAUGUAUGGUGUGCAUUUUGAUAUUGUUAACAUCCUGCCUCGGGGUUUAUUUGUAACCCUAAAUUAUUCGUCCAUUCCCCACGAGCAUCGCGUAGAAUUUUAGUAUUCAAAUGCUUGGAACUUUUGUGAGUUAUUAUAAUGGAUAAUGAAAUACUAUAUAUUUUUUUCAUUAUAAGCCGCAAUUAUUUCUGUAUACUACUUCUAUUAUCAUGAGCGUGGUGAUUUUCGAUGGAAAAGGCUCUCAUGUAAAUUGUUUAAUUGAUCAUCCCACUAAAUGCUAGGAAAGAGUUGUCAGCAAUUUUAGUGAUUCGCUUUUAAAUACCUACUGAACAUUAAGUCGAACUAGAUAAUUAUAUUUUCAAUAUAACACUGAGUUUGCUUUUGAUGUGGUGAUCACUAAAGCGUCUCACACACGAAGAUAAUAUAAAAUAUGGAAUAAAGGUAAUUCACACAAAUAAAGCUACACAUAAAGCUGAAUUAACACAUUUUUUUACAGUGAUACAACAGUAUCACUUAUAAAAGCAAAAUAGUGUAAAAUAGAACUUCACGAAAAUAAUAUGUGUCUUCAACAGAAACAAGGUAGUUAAAUAUAUUGAAAUGUAAAUGUAAUUAUCAUUUUCACAUGACAUAUGCUAAAGCGUUGUUAUUAGCGUAUUAUUAUAACCAACGUCACGUAAAUCGCUAGCCGCUACCAGGAACCUUUGUUACUGGCUUCAAUUUUAUAUAAAUGCUGUUUUAUUUUUUCGGUCAUGUACUUUCUAACAAUUUUAGGUAUUUAUAAACUACAUAAUUCAGUUUAGUGUUCUAAUAAAUUGUAAUGUGACCAAUAUUUAAUUUUUAACAUAAUAUAUUCUAUAGUAUCUUCAUGUUGUGUGAGGCGCACAUAUUUACUACAUUGAUUAUAAUAUUCUCUCAUAUUAUGGAUUAUAAUAUUGUUUUCUAUUACAAAACUAAAUUAUGUUUUAUUUGAAAAAUUGCUAUAAUCAGUACUUCAUUCUUUAUACUAUUUUCAUGUCAGUUGAAGCUAAACUUAAAUACUUGAGUAUAACAAUAUUAGUUUGCCUCAUCUAUUUUAAUGUUACUUAUUAUAAACCUGCAAUAUUUUUAUCUUAUUAUGAUAAUAGAUUAUUUAUUGGUUUAAUGGCCGAUGCGGGGGCGAAACAAAGAUUUCUAUUUUUAUCGAGACAGCAAUACUUGGAAUGAAAAGUGCUGUAACCGUAGAUUUAGGAUCCUACUACCGUUUUAUAGACACCUAUGAGUGACAGAAUGGGUCCAAAAAUAAACAGCUUGGGGGCCCUAUACACAACCAGUCCUAUUUUGAAAAAAAAAAGUAUUUCCUACCAUGAAAAACUAGAAACACCAAAAAUACCGGUGUCGAAGUUGAGGAAAGAAGUACAUUUAUUCACACUUAAGUCGCUCAGCUGGUGUAUUUCGAUUUUGGCUUUACUAAAAUCACUCGAUUGACCAUCUGUUUAUUAUUCUUUAUCUAUGGUGGUAACGAUGUCUUGUAUAAGAAUACGACUGAAUUUCUGCAAAAAAAUGGACAACAUUAUAUACAUAUUCCCAAAUAUAUAUUGGUAUUACACUAGAUAACUAUACACUCUACGAUAAAAUACUUGGAAACGCCCGCAUUUCUAAUCAUACAUAAAGUAUUAUUGUAGAAACAUUGAGAGUACUUAUGGAAAGAUAUGUAAAGGGGUUCGCUUUACGAAUAUUAUUUCUUACAACGUCGGCCCAAACUCCGAAUCGUUAUGAUAAUGUAUAUUAUGAAUUUAUAAAUUGUCAGCUUUUUUAAUAUAAUCAGAUUUACAUUUAAGGGCGUUUGUAUAAUGUCAUAUUUUGUGUAUAUCAGAACAAGAUGUGAGGCGCACGUAGUCCCCCGAGCCGGUUCACCCCAUGCUUUUGUUUUGGACAUGCUUCAGUAGAGGGAAGUAGGGCGCGGAGACGCCGUAGUGCCUUUAUGUUGCUGCGGGGGGCUGCGUGGGCGUCACCCGCGCCUCGACACCGACCGAGCACUGGCAGGCUGCGACUAUAUUAUUUUGUUUAAAAUAAAAUUUUAUUAAUACUAUGGCA